Mizuhopecten yessoensis (Yesso scallop) is the source of this 1114-nucleotide messenger RNA. Its product is annotated as DNA-directed RNA polymerases I and III subunit RPAC2-like. The transcript has 5 exons. The record is from RefSeq and is a predicted model, not a curated record. Lineage: Eukaryota; Metazoa; Mollusca; Bivalvia; Pectinida; Pectinidae. Gene Ontology annotation, molecular function: protein dimerization activity; DNA-directed RNA polymerase activity; DNA binding. Gene Ontology annotation, biological process: DNA-templated transcription. Gene Ontology annotation, cellular component: RNA polymerase I complex; RNA polymerase III complex. Bases 45 to 395 code for a protein of 116 amino acids.
UUAAAACCGGAAGUUGCACAUGGCGAGAAACACACUUCGUUGCAAUGGAGAAAAAACGUCUGUUGGAAGUGAUAGAAACUGACAAUGAGGAUGAAACCUGCAGAACAUUUGUAUUACAUGGUGAAGACCAUACAUUGGGUAACUCUCUCCGCUACAUCAUCAUGAAAAACCCUGAAGUCCAGUUCUGUGGUUACAGUAUUCCUCACCCAUCAGAAAACAAAAUCAACUUCCGGAUCCAGACAAACGGUGCAAUCGCUACAGAUGUCCUGAAGAAAGGGCUGACUGAUCUUUACCAUGCUUGUGACCAUGUACUGAAAACGUUUGAGGUUGGCAUCAAUAACUACAAGAAACAAGGAUUUCCCUCUGAUGUUGAAAUGGCAUCUGUUGACACCUGACAGGUCUGUUGUUGGGUUCAGCACUACGACAGUGAUGGUAACAUCUUCAUAUAGGAAGGCCACUGCCAUUGGAUCUAUGUUUAUACUGAACUUGAUGGCGAAGACAUUCUCAUGAUGGUGAAGCUGUGAUAUGUUUACAAACAGCCAGCCUGUCUAUGCUGUACCAGUGUGAUACUGUGAGUUAGCCUGUCACAGUAUCAAAACUACGACCAAACAUCACAGAAUGAAUUCAUAAACAUUCGAAGCAUACAGAGGCCAAUAUGAUAGCACUGGAGAAUAUGUUAAAACUCAAACUGGUCUUCUGCAUAUUAAUUUAAAUACAAAGUGAAACCAUUGACUGAAGAACUACAACAGACAAAGUUAGGAAAUUAACUGAAGAACCAGUGUACUUGUGAGAUGUCAGAAACUUGACUGUUGAAAGAUUGGUACAGGGAAGAUGAAGACGUGAUUCUCUAUAUCAAAAGAAUUUUCAAUAAUUUAAAGGACGUGCAAAGUAAAUAUGGCCAAAUAACCCCUUUUUGGUCCACCCAUAAGUUUUUCUGUACAUGUGUUUUAAGAUGCAAAGAUGAUAUUUGUUAAUUUUAACUGUUUACAAAUUUUAUAAAUAUACUUCACUUAUUGUUGAAUAAAACAAGAUUUGUGUUGUAUUCUGUGUUUAAUUAGCUGCUGUUUUAAGGCAAACAUAUGAUAUUUAGAUGGCAUAUUAAUGUAUUAUAAAC